Molecule: messenger RNA, 814 nt
Organism: Pezoporus occidentalis (night parrot)
Lineage: Eukaryota; Metazoa; Chordata; Aves; Psittaciformes; Psittacidae
Product: cytoglobin-1-like
Exons: 3
Coding region: 328-783 (151 amino acids)
Biological process (GO): oxygen transport
Molecular function (GO): oxidoreductase activity; heme binding; oxygen binding
Source: RefSeq, a predicted model, not a curated record
CUUCUUCCCCACUGAAAACUCCCUUUUUCCCCUUUUCUCAUCAGACAACAGAAACUUUGCUCUGGCACCUGACACCAUAGUGAGAGUGCUUGUCCUCCUUCCUCAUGUGGCUGGUUUCUUUCCUGAUUAAAAGUGAUUAGGCAGCCCUAAAGCCUGCAGAAAUGUGACCAAGGGGAACCAAUACAAAGAAUUCAUUCAAGAUCUCUUAAAUCCCUGGGCCAGUAUUUAGAGAGCCCUGAGGAAAGAACUGGAGCAGAACCGCCCUGCCAGGACCUCCCUGCCCUUCUCCCUCCUGCUGUGCCCUGUGUUGCCAACGUCUCCUCCACAAUGUCGUUCUCUGAAGCAGAGGUGCAAAGUGCCCGUGGUGCCUGGGAGAAGAUGUAUGUGGAUGCCGAGGACAAUGCGACAACUGUGCUGGUCAGGAUGUUUACCGAGCAUCCAGACACCAAGUCCUACUUCUCACACUUCAAAGGCAUGGACUCUGCUGAAGAGAUGAAACAGUCAGAUCAGAUCAGAGGGCACGGCAAGAGGGUUUUCACUGCCAUCAAUGACAUGGUGCAACACCUGGACAACUCUGAGGCUUUUCUUGGGAUAGUGAACCCACUCGGCAAGAAACACGCCACCCAGCUGAAGAUUGACCCCAAAAACUUUAGGCUUAUCUGUGACAUUAUCUUGCAACUGAUGGAGGAGAAAUUUGGCGGAGACUGCAAAGCUUCCUUUGAGAAGGUGACCAACGAAAUCUGCACUCACCUCAACAACGCCUACAAAGAGGCAGGUUGGUGAGGACAUGCAACCUCCAGGCUCUUCAAACGUC